This is a messenger RNA of Capronia coronata CBS 617.96, 1917 nucleotides long. RefSeq lists its product as uncharacterized. The record is from RefSeq and is a predicted model, not a curated record. The coding region runs from base 1 to 1917 and encodes 638 amino acids. NCBI's taxonomy places the organism in Eukaryota, Fungi, Ascomycota, Eurotiomycetes, Chaetothyriales, Herpotrichiellaceae. The transcript has 2 exons.
AUGAGUCAAACCAGGAAGUUCUCCUAUGCUUCUGUGAAAGAAGAGCCUGGUGAAGGCCUUCCUCAGUCAUUCGAGUCCUCCCUGUCGACCCAAGACCUCGAAGAAGUGGAGUGGAUUGCAUGGCCUUGCAGCCAGUGGUGCAAGACAAAGGGACUAUGCUCAUUCCAUUGGGGAGGCUCGCAUGAAGACCAUGUUCGAAACCGCCUGGAGGGCUACGCUCGCAGUAAUCCCCGGAAGCUGGAAAAGAUUCUCGACGAGCUCGACAAGAGGAGGGCUGCUCAGAAACUCUUCAACCUCCCUUUCGCCGCCGAAAUCACCCGAGUCCAUCCACACCCUGCUGACUUCAGCCUCGAAAUAUGGAGGGAGAAGGUCAGGGAUUCGUUGGGCAUUAGGGAGGUGCUGAACGAUAGCGCCAUCGACGAUUCUGACGAUGCUUCUGUGUGUUUAGACUUCCCCCACCCGACCGGGACAUCGUGGCUUGAGUCGAUGCCUGAGGAGAUUCUGGAAUUGAUCUUCUCGUCUGUGACAGUCGACCAUACGGCGGACCCGUAUGCCAGGCCUCAUGUCGAUUUGGUAUCUUGCGCCUUGGCCUCCAAGAAUCUCUACCCUGCAGCUUUGCGAGUUAUGUACCGACACGUCUCAAUCCCUCAAUCACGAGCAUUCUCCAAGUUUAUGUGGAGCCUUAGGGAGCAUCAGGGUGUGGGAGGGAUGGUGCAAUGGCUGGACUUCUCCCACUACUCAAACAUGGGUUUCGGCAGGGACCGUACCACAACCAACCAGACACCAUAUUUGAAGCCCGAAACUCUCAACGCCUGUCUGGACAUGCUGCCAAACCUCCAGGCAUUCCUCGUCCACGAACAUGUGGACGACGAGCUUGACGUAGGGGUUUUGUCGAAGCUCUUCAGUAUGCCAUUGAUGCAGGCAUUGGAUUUCUGUGCCUGUGCCUCUCGGUCCUUUGCCGAAGCAUUCACAGCUGUUACUACACGGGUAUCUGGAGCUGGACCUCUGCCCGGCCUCAAACGCCUCUCCCUGCAUGAAUGCACUACGCUACAAGAAGGCGUCUUUGAGGCCUUGUUUCCUCAAUUGUCCAGCCUUACUAACCUUGACGUGGCUCACACGCUCAUCAACGACAUUGCACUGCUUUCCAUUCCACCUUCUGCAAAGAUCACACACCUCAACCUCGAACGUUGCACUCACCUUACGGGAUCUACGGUGGUCAAGUUCCUUACCACUCACCCGGCGGUCAGAGACAGCAUUGUCUAUCUCAAUCUCGCAUCCGACUCGUCCCGCCACAGACUUCUGUCCGUAGAGGAUGUGAGCAAACUACUGAGCUCUCUGCCACCAACUCUCCGAUCGCUUAAUCUUGGCGGCGCCCAAGUCACUGCAACCCACAUCCCCAUGCUGAGAAGACUCGCCACUCACAUUGAGGAACUUGGCCUGCGUGGUGCCAGCCUUAGCCUCGGAUCGGAUAUCAAACGACUCUUCAAACCCGCCGAUGACGACGAGACAGACUCCGACAUCUCUCAUGCAACCAAUAGCAGCCCUGCCAGCGCAAUCCGAUACCUCGACCUCAGCGACAUUCCCUCCGUCACGCAGAUGUCCCUCAGCUACUCGCCCAGCUCUCUAACCGGCACGGAUACUCUGCCCCUUGAAGUCGUCGAGCUAGGGUCCAAUGUCCUACAGGAAGUCAAGCGCCGCAAUGCUCACAUCAAGCGUCCCGACUGGGUGGUCAAGGAAAUCGGCCGUAGAGGCUGGUUUGUGCGACAGCCGAUCGAGACCGGCACCGAGACCGUUGAUGUCGAUGACGGCUGGCGACCCUGGAAAAUGGGCGCCAGAUGGUGGGGCAUGCACAAGAUCCCCAUGGUCGAGCAGGACGUGGGCGGCAUGUAUGGCUACUUCAUGUUCAAAAGAUCAUAG